This is a messenger RNA of Pundamilia nyererei, 1213 nucleotides long. Its product is annotated as translation initiation factor IF-2-like. The record is from RefSeq and is a predicted model, not a curated record. The coding region runs from base 344 to 1213 and encodes 289 amino acids. The transcript is spliced from 19 exons. Lineage: Eukaryota; Metazoa; Chordata; Actinopteri; Cichliformes; Cichlidae.
UGCUCCCAAGAGAGUUUCUGCUGUGAGAAGGAGAAAAGAUCGGGAAACUGUGAGGACUGUAAAGACUCUAAAGACAGCUGAAAAGCCCAAAAAGACAGCUCUUCCUAGAAUCAGCCUGCCUCCGAAAAUCACAAAGAUCCGAAGAUUUCCUCCUUUUCUGAAAGCCAAGAAAGUAGAUAAACCCAAGGCUUCCAAAACAAAGACAAAGACCAAAAAGCAAGAACAGGUCACAGACUCUGGACAAGAAGUUGGGCCUUGUAGACCUGCACCAGUUUAUUGCCCGUCCCCACCUGGAUGGUAUGUUCAUCACAUAGUCACAGACAAUCCUUACCCUCCUCCUACCAUGUCAGCUCCCUCUGCUCCUGUACUGACCGCCCACCCUGUCCAUCCCGGAGCCCCACAGGGCAUUUAUCAGCAACAGCCUCCGCCAGCACCAAUGCAUCCACUGUACGCACAGUAUCAACCAUAUCAGCCACCACUUCAGCCUGUGAUGCCGCCUCCACCAGAUCCAGUUCAGCCACUCCAGCCUGUACAGCCAGAAGCUGCAGAAGAAGAAGAAAAAGCUCCUGCCCAACCUGAGGUCCCGUCUCCAGCUGUUGAAGCUGAGCCUGCUGAUGCUCCGGUUCAAGAACCAGAGGCUGCUGAGGAGGACGUGAUUGCUGUCUCCACAAAGAAAGCAAAAAAAACAACAACAAAGGCUGCUGAUUCAGACAAAGCAAUUAUCCCCUCAGAGCCAGGAGCAGCCAAAGGGAAAACAAAGAAAGAUGCUGCCGUUUUGAAAGACAAAACCAAAGCAGACACUGCAAAGAAAGUGGCAGCUGCUAAAAAAGAGAAAAUCAGAAUUCAUGCAGGGGCAAAAACAGAUCCAUCUGCAAAACAUAAAACUAAAAGUGCUGCAGCUCCUAAGAAAGAGCCUGCGGCUGAAAGACAGAAGAGGAAAUCAGCCUCUGAAAAGACAGCGGCACCUAUCAGGAGCAAAGUGAAGGCUUCGAUAGCAAAGACAGAUCCAGAACCACGUCCACAGCCACUCAGACUGAGACCGAGACUUGACAUUGGCAGGAGGGCAAAUGUAACCUCUGAAGCCCACGAGGAGAAACCUGCCAGAUCUGAACCAGCCAAGACAAGAUCAAAAUUAUUGGCAGCAAAGAAAAGCCAAGCAGAGAAGGCUGAAAAGAAAUCUGUCAAAGAGACUCAAGGUAUGGCUUUAGAGUAG